Molecule: messenger RNA, 1311 nt
Organism: Didymosphaeria variabile
Lineage: Eukaryota; Fungi; Ascomycota; Dothideomycetes; Pleosporales; Didymosphaeriaceae
Exons: 1
Coding region: 1-1311 (436 amino acids)
Source: RefSeq, a predicted model, not a curated record
AUGUUCUUUGCGACUCAGCAGUGUGGCAUGGACAUAGACGGCGUCCCUCCACCCGUUCGCCGUGCACCGCGUGAGGUCCUCGAGCUUCAAAAGGCCAUCGAUGACUUCCAUCUGGAGGAAGACGGCUUCGACGACGAGGAAGCGGCCCCACCGCCAAUCCCACGGCUGAGGACGACUUCCUUAGGCCCGUCACCUACGGCCCAUGCCUCCAAGUCUCCAGCGGCCUCUCCGAAGCGUUCAGAAUGGUCACUACGCCAGUCAGCAGCUCCUUCGCGCCUUGCGACACCUCCCGCCAGGACCAUAGUGUUGCCGUAUCCUCAGUACAACGACCUUAUUUCGGUCCCAACCAGAGCCCCAGCUCCGGUCCCCGCACCUCUUCGCAUCGACACGAAUCCUGCUCCUACUCCGAACAGAUACGCACCUCCGCUUCCGAACAAGAGCCCUCUGCGAACACAGUUCGAACCCGAACCCCCCAGGCCAAGUCGGACCAACCAUGCUAGGAAUUUUUCACAUCCGUUCAAAAACCAACUCCAGUCUCAAUCGCAACCCAGAUAUGCCAAUACAUCUUCCUUCCGUAAUCCUCCUAGGCCGCUCUCGUACCGAAAGAGCUCUCGCGCGCCCUACAGCCUCCGGCGGUGGAGUUCUCUCGAGACGAUAGAUUCUGUUCAGACAACACAAGAAACCUCGAGAGAGAACUCUUUUGAUGGAUCGGAAAGUACACGCACUGGGACUAGCUUAGGUUCGAAGCGGCAGUAUCUCUCGUUCGACGAUGAUGACGAAGACGAGGACCUAACGGCUGAAGACAUACCCACAACGCCACCAUCAAGCAGCGUGCCACUACCCAGAACACCUUCUGAUCACUCACGCCCCGAAUCAUCCGCGAGCAGCUCAGUGCGGUCUACGUCCACUGCAACACACGGCAGUGGUUCGAAGAAAUCGACAACCGCAUCUAUCAUAAGGAAGCUGAAAGGAGACAAGGCGCCCGAACCACUGUUAAUACCUGAAAGUCUCGAGAUCGAAAAGAGAAUCUCGCUUGACCAACGUUCACCAACAAACUCAUCUACCUCAUCCAUGACCAUCUCCGGAAGACCUUCCGAAUUUGCCUUCCCAGGGUCGUCCCACGGCAACACAUCACAGCUAUCCGUAUCAAGUAAAGACUGGAAGUCGAGCAACUUCGACACAAGCGGCCUAAGCGAGGCCGAGCUGAAGAAGUGCAAGAAGAAAGGCAUCAAUCCGGCACUGUAUGCUGAGAUGAAGGCAGCGCGGAAAGGGCGCUUUGUCAGCCCCAUUGGAGGAAAUACCUUUUUAUAA